Molecule: messenger RNA, 789 nt
Organism: Closterium sp. Yama58-4
Lineage: Eukaryota; Viridiplantae; Streptophyta; Zygnematophyceae; Desmidiales; Closteriaceae
Source: the annotation of a GenBank genome assembly
AUGUGCGAGGUAUUGGGCAAAGUGGGUGUGCCGUGGCUGGCACUUGCAUCCCCUCUCCAUCCCCAUUCCACCCGCAAUGCCCUACCGCACCUCACUUAUUCUCCUCUCCUCCUCCCACCCCUCCUCUCUUCCCCUGGCGUGCAGGCAUACGAGCUCAUGGUGAGGGCAGUGGGCAAGGAGGGCGUGCCGUGGCAUUCGCUUCCCCUCUCCUUCGCAUGUCACCCGCCUCCCCUCACCUGUUGUCUACUCCCCACCCCCACCGCUUUUUGCCCUGGAGUGCAGGCAUACGAGCGCAUGGUGAAGGCGGUGGGCAAGGAGGGCGUGCCGUGGCAGCUGGUGAACAACAUUGCUGCACUGCAGCAUGAGAGGGGCGCGUAUGAGGAGGCAGUGACGGCCUACAAGGAGGCGCUGGGGCCACACGGGCCAUGGGCGCCCAUCCUGCACCCUGAAGCGUCUAAUGCCGCUGCCCUGCACCGCCUCAUCCUCUCCCAGUACCCAUCCUACCUGGACUGCCAUCUGCGCCUGGCAGUGAUGGCACUGGACCGCCGAGACAACGCCACUGCCAUGACGCAUAUAUCAGCCGUGCUACAGCGCGCACCGGACAGUGUGGACGCACUGUUGCUGCGCAGCCGGGCGGAAGCAGACAGGGACGACCAUGCGGCAGCCAAGGACACACUAAAGCGCAUCGUGGACCUCUCGCCUGAGAAGUGCACCGCCGCCCUCGUUGCCCUGGUAAGCGCUCUGCUCCCUUGGUGGCGCAUCUCAGAACUCAGGCCGCCAGAGGCUUAG